This is a messenger RNA of Dibothriocephalus latus, 828 nucleotides long. The record is from the annotation of a GenBank genome assembly. Lineage: Eukaryota; Metazoa; Platyhelminthes; Cestoda; Diphyllobothriidea; Diphyllobothriidae.
AUGCUGGCCACUCAGCUCAAUCACCUUAUCGAAAACGAAGAACUCGUCACCAACAGUGUCAUUCGCGUGAAAAAAUAUGUCUGCAACAACGUCCAAAAAGACAAGUUCGUCCUUUUACUCAUGCAUUUUUAUCUUGUCAGGUACGUUGUUAUCGUUUUGGAGGCCGAAAUUCUGGGUGUGGACAAGGAGUCUGCGGAUUCGCUUGCGCGAGCGCCGUUUAAGCAGGUCCCUACAAAUGUUGGAGUAUCCAGUACAAAGCCCACUGUACCAGAAGUCCCUAAAACACCUCCCAAAUCAUCUUCGUCCUUCGCUCCCUCUACGCCUGGUACUCCAGGAUCUGGCACUGGGCGCGUGUUUACAAUCGCGAGUCUUAAUCCUUACCAAAGCCGCUGGACCAUCCGUGCGCGCGUAUCUCAGAAGGCAACUAUUAGAACAUGGAACAAAAAUGGUCGCGAGGGGAAACUUUUUAGUUUCACCCUCUUGGAUGAGAGUGGAGAAAUCCGAGCGACUGCGUUUAAUGCUGAGGUCGACAAGUUUUAUGAUCUUAUUGAGGUCCAAAAGGUUUAUUACAUCAGCAAGGCCACACUAAAGCCUGCCAACAAACAGUUCAACACAACCAAUAAUGAUUAUGAAAUGACACUUAACAGUGAUACGCAAAUCACGCCCUGCGAAGAUGGCGACGAUGCUGACGUGCCAGAGAUGAAGUUUAACUUCACGGAAAUUGGAAAGUUGGACUCCUGCAAUCCCGGUGACUUUGUUGGCAAGUCUUUCUUAUUGUCAUCACUGUUUUUAUUUGCGCGCAUACUCUGUUGCCUCAGGGGCUUGUAA